Phragmites australis (common reed) is the source of this 1563-nucleotide messenger RNA. RefSeq lists its product as uncharacterized. Lineage: Eukaryota; Viridiplantae; Streptophyta; Magnoliopsida; Poales; Poaceae. The record is from RefSeq and is a predicted model, not a curated record. The transcript has 3 exons. Gene Ontology annotation, molecular function: phosphoglycerate dehydrogenase activity. Bases 388 to 1296 code for a protein of 302 amino acids.
CGAAAAAAUUAAUAAUUUUGAUUAAAUCUGUUCCCAUCACCGAUUGCUCCUGACCUUGUUCUUCCCCUCCUCCGCGGCUCCGCGUGCGCCUGCUUCAUCCCGGCUUCUGCCAUCGUCGAACGAGCCAGCCCUUUCCGCCUGACCGCGCCGCCAUCUCCAGGCCUCCUGCCAUCGGAGCACGUAGCCUCGAAUUCUUCUCUCGCAGCCGUUGCCUGCCUCCUCCUCCUCGCCCCGCUACUUGCACUGGAUGUGCCGAUCCGUCCGGGCUUGGAUUGAUUUCUUCGUUGCGAUUGUGGAAUUUGAACUUUCCUAGAGGCUGCAAUAAGAGUCUGCAUAUUGACAUCCGUUUCAAUGCGAUAAGGAUUUGUGUUGAUUUGGUACCAAAAGAUGGGUGAUGGGGUGGCUUUUGAGGCUGCCAGGAAGAUCAUCAUGCACCCGCUUUAUGCGCCUAAGUCUUCACCUUGGCUUGACUUGAAGGUGUUUUAUGUUAGGGUGAGCAACUGCGUGGUGGAUGAGUCUGCACCAGGGCAUCUCACGCUGAACCAUAUCCCAUUGUCACCAGAUACGGUUAUUGAGGUGAAUGGCCAGCGGAGCAGCAUGCAUACUGAAUUCAUCUCUUCGUCCCUCAGAAGGGACAGGGUCGACAAAAAGACCGAAGAAGCUACAUUUAUCAGCACAGAUAAUAUAAGGGUGACAGGGAGUGUGAGGUUCCAGGUGUUUGAUAAGAACAAUCUAUUGCUCACAGGAGACCUAGAUUUAUGCAAUGCCAAUGGAGUACUUGGGGAAUCGAAGAACAGCAACAAGAAAUGGAAUAUGAAGUGUCAAUCAACAUCAUGUAAUGGCUUCUUGAAGGGAAAGCUGUCCACAGGCUCAGAAUAUGUACAUCCUGUGAUUGAGGUUUAUGUUGCUGGCACUUUCUCUGGCACACCUAUUAUAUUAACAAAGACAAUCCAGCUUAUAUCACGGAGGAAGUCUGAAAUGAAACUAAAGCUCGAUUCCAUCCCUGAGAAUGAAGCAACUGAACAACAGAAAGAAGAUUCAGCCAAAGACUCUUUGAAGGUAUCAAAAUUCCAGGAUUCCAAAGCUGAGACGGAUGUGGAUGUUGACUACAACAGUUUGUACUCAAGGCAGGACAUUCUAGAGGGUGAGGAUGGUGAGCUUUCAUGGUUUAAUGCCGGUGUCCGUGUUGGAGUUGGCAUCGGCCUUGGCGUUUGUGUAGGUAUUGGAUUGGGUGUCGGCCUUCUGGUCCGUACAUACCAAAGCACCAGCAGGAACUUCAGGCGGCGACUGCCCUGAUGGCCAAAUGACCCCCUGAAUGUAGAUGUGUAUUUACCUUGCUCUUGUAGGAAGCUAACUGUCCACCUUCCCUGUCCAUGCUAGUCAUAGAUGAGUGCGGCUUUUUGUUCUUCCCUUUAUGCAGUCACUCUUGUAUCUGAUGCUUUCUUGAUUGCAAUGCCAAUCAUUUUUGCCCCCUGCAAUGUAAAUACGAGUCGAGUCAAAAUAAGAGUGGAGUCAUUUGCUGUUACUGUGAGCAUCAAAUGGUUCUCUCUGGAUUCUGGUGUC